AUGACAACCUUCACCGAGUCGUUUGGCGAGUUCUCGGCAACCGUACACGGAGCCAUUGUCUCGACUCUUCUUAUAACCGGAACGAUCAGUGCCCUGCUUGCCGGCAUGCUGGCAGACCAACUCGGCCGAAUUGCCAUGAUUUCUACUGGCGCAGCCGUAUUUGGAGUCGGAGCCGCCAUCGAGUGUGGCGCUGUACACCUGGCAAUGUUCAUCGCUGGCCGAGCUAUCAAGGGCUUGGGAACAGGAUUAUUCGUCAGCACCGUUGCCGUCCAGGUCUGCGAGAUCACCCCGGCGAAGACGAGAGGAUUCUGGGUCGCAUUUUCCCAGUUCAUGCUCACAGUCGGGCUUGCUUUGGGGUACUUCAUGUGCUAUGGCACAGGGCGCAUUGCUGGGUCAUCCGCUUCAUGGCGAGUGCCCCUGGCUGUCGAGUCUAUCCUUGGCUUUGGCUUUGCUGCAACAACUCUUCUCGUGCCGCCAUCUCCCAGGUGGCUGAUGGCAAAGGGCCGUGUCGAAAAGGCCCGCUUGGUCGUCUCGCAACUCGGGAUCAGUCAGGAAGAGCAGCAAGAGAUGUUAGCGCAAAAGGCUCAAGUCACUGCCCACUCUCCCAAAUUGAGCAUGCUUCAAAACAUCCGAGAGACAUUCAAGGACUUCCGCAAAGCUUUCUCUGGGCCGUACCGCUCCCGCACUGCCUUUGGGUGUCUCUUGCUGAUCUUCCAACAAACAAGUGGGAUUGACGGAGUGUUGUACUACGCCCCACUCAUGUUUCGACAAGCAGGCAUGGCCUCAGAGGAAGCAACCUUCCUCGCUUCUGGAGUAUCAGCCUUGCUGAUCAUGGUGGUAACCAUCCCGGCCACUAUCUUCGCCGACAAAUGGGGCCGACGUACGUCAACUCUUGUGGGAGGUAUCGGCAUCACCAUCGUCAUGUUCUUGAUAGGAUCGAUGUACGCCGCGGACUUGGUCCAUCCCGACGGCGGUGCUGGGAGAUGGGUCGUCAUCAUUUCCAUCUACAUGUUCGCAAUCGUCUUCAACAUGACUUGGGCGAUCUGCAUGAAGGCGUUUUUAGUCGAGAGCCUCCCUCGUGAGACAAGAUCAAGCGGCGCGGCGCUGGGGCAGUGUUCCAACUGGCUUGCCAACUUUGUCGUGGCACUGACCACGCCGCCAUUCCUGGCUGCUUCAUCCUACGGUCCCUACUUCUUCUUUGGAGGCUGCACGCUGCUCAGCGUGAUCUUCUGCGCCAUCUGGAUGACUGAGACGAAGAAUCAGAGUCUCGAAGCUAUCGAAGCUGCUUAUCUCCAGCGAAAGCUAGAGAAGACCGGGGGGAAGUCGCAGUGGAGUGUAAAUGUUAAUGAACAGACGACGGACACUUCGGAGAAUUCUAGUGUCAUCACCCCUCGCCGAGAGCGGGAGAGCUGGCUGGGUGUGGCGGCGGCAGCGGGACACGUCCAUAGCAGCUAG
Colletotrichum chrysophilum is the source of this 1455-nucleotide messenger RNA. RefSeq lists its product as uncharacterized. The transcript has a single exon. The record is from RefSeq and is a predicted model, not a curated record. Bases 1 to 1455 code for a protein of 484 amino acids. Gene Ontology annotation, biological process: transmembrane transport; carbohydrate transport. Gene Ontology annotation, cellular component: membrane. Lineage: Eukaryota; Fungi; Ascomycota; Sordariomycetes; Glomerellales; Glomerellaceae. Gene Ontology annotation, molecular function: carbohydrate:proton symporter activity.